This is a messenger RNA of Trichoderma reesei QM6a, 984 nucleotides long. RefSeq lists its product as uncharacterized. Lineage: Eukaryota; Fungi; Ascomycota; Sordariomycetes; Hypocreales; Hypocreaceae. The transcript has a single exon. Bases 1 to 984 code for a protein of 327 amino acids. The record is from RefSeq and is a predicted model, not a curated record.
AUGGAUGUCAUGGACCACAGCUCCCUUUCCUCCCCUGCCGUCAAGCGUCGUCAUGCCCAAUCCAAGCGCGCAGUCCUUCGGCGCCGUGGCACCAACUACCUUGUCAGGUCUACAGCGAAGCGCUUGAUAGAGUCUAAGAACCACGCCAUCUAUCAACAAUUCUCCUACCAGCAGUGGCCAAGCUACCAUUGCCUCUCCGGUGCCUGGCAGGCCCGGCGAAAGGACGGAUCCUCUUCCGAGGACCCCCGGCCUCUCCGAGCGCACGUCGAGCGUGAUCUUCACGCUGUCAUCACCGCUUCGCGCGAGCAGCAGCGCAAGCGUGGAACCCGCGCCCCCGCGGUAUCACCUCGUAACGAAGAGGAAGAGGGUCGAGACCUCGCUCGCAGCGCUAUCGCGCUCCCUAGUGAUGCCUCUCGCCUUGUGAGGCGACCCAGCUUCGAACGGGAGGAUGCUUUCCGCGUUGCGAGCACCGCGAAGGGCAAGGUCCAGACACGGGCUGCCCCCAAGAGCGAGGACGCGCAGAUCGCAGAGCUGUACCACAAGGGCCUGCUGUAUGAUGGUGAUGAGCAGCAUCCUGAGGAAGCCUUCAACCUCAACAGCAUCCAGCAUGAGGAGCCCGUGUAUACCAUUCGUCCUGCAAAGCGUGGCCGCAAGUCCAAAAAGGCCUCCAAGCCUGCUCUUGUCCUCUCUUACACCGACCUCGGUGACUGCAGCGCCUCGGCAAAGGCCUCAACAGGUUGCGCAUCUGCCGAUGAUUCAGCGGCCAACGAUGCCUUCCCUCCUCUUCGCGUCGUCUACGGGCAGAACUCGUCAAACCCCAGCUUUGACGUUGAGACGUCUCAGCUCCCGGAUCUGAUGCACGAUGACAGUCUUUCUGACUACGACUGCUUCACCGAUCACGAGCUUGAUGAUGAGGUGCCAUCCCAAACGGAGAUUGUCGAGAGCGCAAACAACGCGUCAGAGACUUGGAUCAUGCUGGGUUGA